AUGGCCAGCAGCGAGAACGGCGAGGAGCUGAUGCUCUACGACGGAAACUCGGAGUCGGAGGAGUCCGAGUACUCGGAAAACGAGGAGUCCUCGCCCCUGGUCACCCCGAACAGCAAUGCGGACUCGGGCUAUCCCCUGGAGGUCUCCAUGGUGCUGCAGGACACCAAGCUGAAGACCCAGAACAAGAGCAAUAGCAACAGCAACAGUAACAGCAGCUCCAGCACCAGCACCACCACCACCAUCGGUGCAGUGCAUCCGAACUAUGGAUUCGGCAAGCGCUGGUCCAAAUCCGAGGACGUGCUGCUCAAGACGCUGGUGGAGAAGCACGGCGAGAACUGGGAGAUCAUCGGGCCGCACUUCAAGGAUCGCAUGGAGCAGCAGGUGCAGCAGCGUUGGGCCAAGGUCCUCAAUCCGGAGCUCAUCAAGGGUCCGUGGACGCGGGACGAGGACGACAAGGUCAUUGACCUGGUGCGCAGCUUCGGUCCGAAGAAGUGGACCCUCAUUGCGCGCUACCUGAACGGACGGAUCGGAAAGCAGUGCCGCGAACGCUGGCACAAUCAUCUCAAUCCGAAUAUCAAGAAGUCGGCGUGGACCGAGGAGGAGGACAAGAUCAUCUACCAGGCGCACAUCGAGCUGGGCAACCAGUGGGCCAAGAUAGCCAAGCUGCUGCCCGGGCGCACGGACAAUGCGAUCAAGAACCACUGGAACUCGACGAUGCGACGCAAGUACGAUGCCGAACGCAGGUCGGUGAAUGCAUCGGGCAGCGAUCUGAAGACUUCGCGCACCCAUCUCAUAACGCUGAUCAAGUCGGGCGGGAUUAGCAAGGGGCAGCCGCAAAAGACGGCGGAAACGGCAGAGGCUGCCAAGACAGCUCCCAAGUCGGAUAGCACCGAGGUUAGCCAAGCCAAGCCGGAGCUCACGGAGCCGCAGGAACUUUCGGGAGCCGAUCAGUACCUCGGUGCACUGAAGAUGCAACUGCCGCGCCAAACGCCGAACAUAUUGAAGCGGCCGCGAAAGAACCAGAGCAACAGCAACAUUCCCGAAGCCACUCCAUCGUUCGGCCAGGAAGAGGCAGCUUCCGCCGUUGCCGCCAAGUCAUCGCCGGUAAUUACGCCCAUCAAGUCGCUGCCCUUCUCGCCCAGCCACUUCCUCAAGUCGCCGUGUUUGACCACCUUCGAGGACAUGAACCUGCGGGCCAGCACGCCGGUGACCAAGGUCUACAAUCGCGUGGGCAUGGAGAUCAAGAAGGAGAUGGAGACGUCGUCCAUUGAAACACCGCACAAGAGUCAACUGGGACCGCGAACGCCGACGCCCUUCAAGAAGGCACUCGCUGCCAUUGGCAAGAAGCGGGAUGGUCGCCGCUACGAGCCCUCCAGCCCCUCCAGUUUGGCCGAGGAUCUGGCUGAGAUCAUCCACGAAGAGCAUCUCAGCAGUUCGCUGAACGGAAACCAGUCCAAGAUGACGGAGAACACUUCGUUUGGCACCCAGUCGCCGCAUUUGAAACGUGCCAGGAAGUCACUGCUCUCCACCUGGAGCUCCAAUCACCCAUCGAACGGGGCCAGCGCCAAGAAGAUGCAACCUUUUGAGACGGAGACGCCGAGCAAGUUCCUCACGUCGCCCGGCAACAUUAUGAAGGACACGCUCUGCAGCGAACAGGACCUGCCGUUCGACGAGGGCAGGAAGGAGAAUCGACCAUUCCACAACCGCAAGGGCUUCAAGUACCGCGGCGUGCUGUCGUCCUACGACCAUGUCAUCGAUCCCAAAUGGGCACGAGUGGCCUGCGGCAGGACCAAAGAUCAAAUAUUCAUGGAGGAGCAGGCGUACGCGUGCCUCAAGAACCUAUCCUGCAUACCGCGCUCCCUCAACUUCGAGAAGCAAAAGUGCUUGGUCAACUCAUUCGAGCGCUUUGGCUCACUUUAAAUUUCUACGUUGCUUUUAAGAGGUAUUAAAAACAUUUAUACAAGUAUCAUUUUUAUAUAAUUAUGUAGAUAUAUAUCGAUCGCUCCCUCAAUUUGCACAUACAGUUUUUACAACAUUUUCGUUUCGAUGAGCAACGCAUUUCAAAAUACAUACGAUUUAAAGAUUUAAAGUACUACACUUUGUGGCAUUAUUGUAACCCAUUUUUUUCGUAUAUUUAAUAAAUAAAUAUGCUUAAAGUGAAACCUUGAA
This is a messenger RNA of Drosophila takahashii, 2169 nucleotides long. It is a transcript of the gene Myb, whose product is annotated as proto-oncogene like protein Myb. Gene Ontology annotation, biological process: regulation of DNA-templated transcription. The record is from RefSeq and is a predicted model, not a curated record. Gene Ontology annotation, cellular component: nucleus. Gene Ontology annotation, molecular function: DNA-binding transcription factor activity, RNA polymerase II-specific; RNA polymerase II cis-regulatory region sequence-specific DNA binding. NCBI's taxonomy places the organism in Eukaryota, Metazoa, Arthropoda, Insecta, Diptera, Drosophilidae.